UGCUGCAAUGGAUAAGAAAUGACGCUCGCGACUAUAAAGUUUAUGUGGCAAAUCGUUUGGGUGAAAUUGAUGAGUUAACAAAAAUAAAAGAAUGGCGUUAUGUUCCCACUAAAUUAAACGUCGCUGAUAUUGCAACAAGAGAAAACUAUAAAUUCCCGGCCCUCCAAGAUGAAUGGUUGUAUGGACCUACCUUCUUACGCCACGAAGCAAACGAAUGGCCUCACGACUUCAUAAGCGACAGAAAAGAAACACUGCCAGAAUGUAUUACUUUGAUAAAAGUUGAAGUACAGGAAAUUAACUUACCUGUACCUGAUGCUACUAGAUUUAGUUCUUGGCUUCGCUUGCUUCGAUCCACUUCAUUAGUACUCAAGUUUAUAAACAAAUGCAAAAAACUUACCUUUGAAUUCGACGAUACUAUGGAGAAAGCUGAAAUAUUGUUACUGAAAAAAUCACAAGCUGAAUCGUUUAAAAAAGAGUUAACUGAAAUAAAAAACAGUGGAUGUGUAUCAAAAACAAGUAAUAUACUUACCUUAUCCCCUUACUUAGAUGAGUAUGGAGUUAUACGAGUCGGUGGCCGCAUCGGUGCUGCUACUGGCAUUCUACCUGAAUCAAAAAACCCUAUUAUACUAGACGGAAGAAGCUACAUUGCUAGAUUGAUCGUGAAAUAUUAUCAUUAUUACUACGCACACGGAAAUCAAGAAACAAUAGUAAAUGAAGUCAAACAAAGAUACUGGAUCACAAGACUGAGACCUACCGUUAAACAUAUAACAUCUAAAUGCUCAUUUUGUAGAAUAAGAAAAUCUAAACCAGAAGUACAAAGAAUGGGUGACUUACCUAGCGCGCGAAUGGCUCAUCAGCAACGACCUUUUACUUAUUGCGGCGUGGAUUUAUUUGGUCCCAUGGAAGUCACGGUAGGAAGACGCCGGGAAAAAAGAUACGGCGUCCUGUUUACGUGCUUGACGGUACGAGCUAUUCAUCUGGAACUAGUCAAUAAUCUUACCGCGGACUCAUUCAUUAUGGCAUUACGAAGGAUGGCCGCAAAACGUGGAUGGCCACAAUAUAUGUACUCCGAUAAUGGAACAAACUUGCGAGGAGCGAAUACGGAACUGAAGAAAUCUAUAAAAAAUCUAGACGAAGAUGUGUUGAAAGAUAAGGCUUCCAAUCACGAAAUCAAAUGA
Messenger RNA from Bombyx mandarina (wild silkworm), 1178 nucleotides. RefSeq lists its product as uncharacterized. The record is from RefSeq and is a predicted model, not a curated record. Lineage: Eukaryota; Metazoa; Arthropoda; Insecta; Lepidoptera; Bombycidae.